AUGGUUAAAAAUGGUAACGAAGCUACUAAGGUCAUUGCUGUUCGCAAAGAAAGUCCAAUGGCACAAGCUAUUCUUAAAUGGGUACGAAGAUGUUUAGAGAAAAAAGUCGCUGGUUUGCGUGAAGAAUUUGCUGGUUUGAAAAGAUAUUGUCCUCCAGGAAUGACUACCAAUGCUUUUAAUGCUAAUGCUGAUCGUUCUCGAUACAAAGAUGUUCCUGCACAAGAUGCAUAUAGAGUUGUUUUAAAAUGGCACGCUAAUCCAGGAAUGGAAUACAUACAUGCUAAUUAUGUAGCAUCACCAAUUAGUGAAAAAAGAUUUAUUUGUUGUCAAGGACCAAUGGACAAUACAAUUGCUGAUUUUUGGCAUAUGGUUAUUCAAGAAGAAACUGAAGUUAUAAUAAUGCUUUGCAAUAUUAUAGAAAAAGGACAAAACAAAUGUUCUCAGUAUUGGCCAGAAACUAUUGGUGCUAAAGCACUUUAUCAAGAUAUUGAAGUAACUUUAGUAAAUAAUUCUGAAACUAUUGGAAAUGAUGUUAAUGUUAAAAAGAAUAGGCUACGCAUUCGUUGGAAAUCAGCUGAUGGAAAAGCUACUGGACGUGACAUUACUCAUAUUCAUUGGCAGGAUUGGCCUGAUAGAGGUGUUCCACCUACUUCUGGUACACCAGGUGCUUUACUAUCAGCCAUCCGUGGAAAUAGAAAACCUAUUGUUGUCCAUUGCUCGGCUGGUAUUGGUCGUACUGGAUCAAUUGUUGCUAUUGAAUGUGUCUUAGAAAAAUUAUCAUAUGGAAAAGAUUGUGAAAAUAUGGAUAUGUUAUUAAAAGAACUUCGUAGUCAGCGUCCAUAUAGUAUUCAGAAUGAUCUUCAAUAUCUUUUUGUUCAUCGUAUUGUUCUCUUUGCUAUUUUUGAUCGCUUCAAAGUAGGAGAAAUGGCUCCAGAAUUAGUUCCAUUGCAUCAACAAUUUAUUAAAGACUAUGACGAAGCUACAACUUAA
Molecule: messenger RNA, 990 nt
Organism: Strongyloides ratti
Lineage: Eukaryota; Metazoa; Nematoda; Chromadorea; Rhabditida; Strongyloididae
Product: Protein-tyrosine phosphatase, receptor/non-receptor type domain and Protein-tyrosine/Dual specificity phosphatase domain and Protein-tyrosine phosphatase, catalytic domain-containing protein
Exons: 2
Coding region: 1-990 (329 amino acids)
Biological process (GO): protein dephosphorylation
Molecular function (GO): protein tyrosine phosphatase activity
Source: RefSeq, a predicted model, not a curated record